Messenger RNA from Brassica oleracea var. oleracea, 1851 nucleotides. Its product is annotated as organic cation/carnitine transporter 5-like. Gene Ontology annotation, molecular function: transmembrane transporter activity. NCBI's taxonomy places the organism in Eukaryota, Viridiplantae, Streptophyta, Magnoliopsida, Brassicales, Brassicaceae. The coding region runs from base 187 to 1722 and encodes 511 amino acids. Gene Ontology annotation, biological process: transmembrane transport. Gene Ontology annotation, cellular component: membrane. The transcript has a single exon. The record is from RefSeq and is a predicted model, not a curated record.
GUCAUUUAAGAUCACAAUCUGUCGAGUCUUCGAUCACACAUUUUAUGCGAGUUUUGAAAAUUUAUUGAUAAACAAACAAUAUACAACCAGGUUCAAGAUUAUACACUUUCCCCAAGUUCUUUGUUUAUUUUUUCAUCUAAUAAUUCUCUCACUACCAGAGAGAGUAGUCAACUGAAGUGAGCAACAAUGGGGGAUUCAUCAGCACCACUAUUAACCCAUAUUGAAGACGAAGGUACUUCUCCUUCUUUGAGUUUCCACAAGAUCUUCGAAGAGAGCUUGUCUGGUUUCACCUUCCCACAGUUCUUACAGAUACUUCUUGUCGGGCUUGCCUUAGCCUUCGACUCGCAACAGAUAUUCAUCACCGUCUUCACAGAUGCAUAUCCCACGUGGCACUGUCUCGACCACACGGCUUGCAAUCCCUCGACCACCACCGAGAUCUGUAAACUUCCUCGGUCAGCUUGGGAAUGGGACGGCGGAUUCAAGGGUAAAUCCGCCAUUUCAGAGUUCGAACUCGAGUGCUCGAGCUCCUUCCUCAGAAGUCUCCCUACGUCUGCUUUCUACAUGGGUUCUAUCGUUGGAGGCGUUUUCAUGGCUUUGGUUCCGGAUAGUUUCUUGGGACGCAAGAAACUUCUUUUCUUCACCACCCUAGCAAUGUCACUCACUGGAAUCUCAAUCUUCUUCUCCUCCAACAUAUGGACUUACGCUUUCUUAAAGUUCGUUAUCGGAUUCGCACGUUCACAGACCGGGACGUACGCAAUCAAUCUGAUAAGUGAGCGAGUUUCCACAAAAUGGAGACCUAGAGCUACUAUGAUUCCGUUUACUCUGUUUGUCCUAGGGUUCAUGUCUCUAUCUGGAAUAGCCUACCUUGUUAGACACGCUUCUUGGAGAGUUCUUUAUCUCUGCACAUCCGUUCCAGCAGCCAUCCACAGUGUUUGCAUCUACUUCUUGGCCCUAGAGUCUCCUCGCUGGCUUCAUGUGCAAGGAAAGAACCAAGAAGCCAUUGAAGUGCUCCAAAGACUUUCACCUGUGAACAGAGAUUAUUUGGAAUCAGUAUCUUCUAGGUUACAUUCAAAAGAACAAUCACCAAGCAGCUCCAUCAAGGACAUGUUCAUCAGAAAAUGGGCUUUUCGAAGAAUAGUGGUUGUUAUGAUCAUAAUGUUUGGGUUAGGAAUGAUGUACUAUGGAGUUCCCUUAGCGGUUAGAGACAUAAAAGUGAACAUCUAUCUAAGUGAAGCACUUAACGCAAUGGUGGAGCUACCAACCUUUGUUAUCACACCAAUCUUGCUAGAGAAAUUUAACAGAAGAAGUUCUGUUCUUGUGAACUGCUUACUAGGAGGAGCAUUAGGAGUCCUCUGUUUCGUCAUGACCACUUUCGAGCGAACAAACAUUGCUUUUGCUCUAGAACUAGGCUCUUUCUUCUGUGCGAGGAUCGGGUUUAACUUGAUGGCUGUUUAUAUGAUUGAGAUGUUCCCAACAUGCGUGAGGAACUUCGCGACAACAAUGCUUAGACAAUCACUUGUACUUGGAGGAGCUAGUUGUCCAAUCAUUGCUUCUGUUGGAAGAAAUGUGCCUUCCAUCUCCUUUGCGGUUUUCGGGUUGGUAGUGUCGGGUCUCGGGUUAUUCGCUUUGCUUCUUCCUGAGACUAAAGGUUCAAGUCUUUGUGAUACAAUGGAAGCACAAGAGCAGAGUGACCAAGCCUUGAAGACUAGCCCUAGUUGCUGAACAUUAAGCUUCAUCAAAAUCUAUUUUUUUCUUUACUGAAUAAUAUUGUAAGGGGUCUGAACCGUUUGAUACUCAGUGUGUUUCAUAUGUGAAUGUAAUAUCUUCAUAAACCUACAGAAGUCUGCUGAA